GAGUGUAAAGAGAGUGCCAUAUCAAAGAUCAAUAGAUCAAUAGAUCCUCUGCAUUUCUACUCAUCCUUCCCAGGUCUAAACACGCUGCGUAGCUCCUCAAUAUAUAUUUGCGGACUUAGCUCAACUUUGAAGAUGGUGAGAGGGAAAAUUGUGAUGAAAAGGAUUGAGAAUGCAGCAAACAGACUAGUGACCUUCACCAAGCGUCGAAACGGGCUGCUUAAGAAGGCUUUUGAGCUAUCUGUUCUCUGUGAUGUCGAUGUUGCAGUUAUAGUCUUCUCACAAAAAGGAAGACUUUAUGAGUUCUCAAGCUGCGACAUGCAGAAGACCAUUGAACGAUACCAUAUGUAUUCGAAAGAUAUUCCAACUUUCAAGCCUGAAAUGGAACAACACAUGCAGCACUUGAGGAUUGAAACAGAAAACAUGUUUAAGAAGAUCGAGUUCCUGGAAGUUUCUAAAAGGAAGCUUUUGGGUCAAGGAUUGGGCUCUUGUUCUGUCAAGGAACUUCAAGAGAUUGGUAGCCAGCUAGAACAAAGCUUGAAAAACAUCAGGGCAAGAAAGGCGCAAUUAUACAAGGAGCAAAUACAUCAACUAAAAGCAAAGGAGAGAAUGUUGUUAGAAGAAAAUGUGAAGUUAUGUGAAAAGAUUAGUGUGAUGGUGGGAAGUCAUGGCAACAACUAUGAACCCAACAAAGGAAAGUAGGAAACAAUUGCACUCAAAAUAGCCAAUGCUCGAAGGUUGUGACUGAAUUUUCAUCAGAUUGCCACAAAGCCAUUAAUCAACCGUUUGAGUUAUUUUGUGGCUACAAUAAUUGUGUGACCUCAAAGAAUGCUUUGUAGUUGGUGUAUUUAGUUGAUUAGUCCAUUAGUUUUCUCCCUACCAUUUUCUUAAAUCGAAUAUGAUCUAAAUUAUAUGGUGUAAAAAUACCAUAAAAAAUAUAGUUAAGAUGCUGUG
This is a messenger RNA of Rubroshorea leprosula, 951 nucleotides long. NCBI's taxonomy places the organism in Eukaryota, Viridiplantae, Streptophyta, Magnoliopsida, Malvales, Dipterocarpaceae. The record is from the annotation of a GenBank genome assembly.